CCGCUGUUCGGCAAUAGCUUCCCUCCGUAGUAUCCAAUGGGAGCAGGCUGUUGAACCACCACUGCAGUCCAAUUAUAAAAGGCAGCAUAAGCUCCCGUGGAACCUUGCCUCAUUUCUGUAUUCUAACAGCAUCGACAGCACCAAACAAAACACAUUCCCAAUUCAUCAAAAUGCCUUACACCCUCUACGACGCCACCAUUCUCGCUUCUAAGCAGAUGCUGACGGCUCUGGAUGCGAUCCUUACCAAGGCUGAGCAGCAUCCCGAUGCCGCCUCAUUUCCCAGCAAGAAGCUGGCUGAAGACAUGCUUCCCCUCUCCUUCCAGGUCCAAUCCGUCUGCAAGAUUGCUGAAGUCCAAGCUAUGCGCUUCAAGGAUAUGAAGCUUCCACAAGGCAGUGGAACAUACGAUGGCGGCCUGACUACCUAUCCCGAGAUGCAUGCCAAAAUCAAGGAAACCUUGGCUUUUGUUGAGUCUGUCGACCGUGAAUCUGCUGAGAAGCUCAUUGACGAAGUCAGACCUGUCGAAUUCAAGCCUGAGAUGGGAACAAAGGACUUGACGGCUGCUCAGUUCAGCACUGGCGCUACUCUUCCCAACCUCUACUUCCACCUCGUUAUGACAUAUGCUAUUCUGCGCAAUGCCGGCGUUGAACUGGGCAAGUUUGAUUAUCUGGGUCCUUUUUGGAUGGCCAAUAUUCCCAUGUAGACCGUUGGCAAUGGGCCUCAUCGUUUUAUAGAAGGGAGCAGACUGCAAAAAGCGCUAUUUUAUAGUACUGGAUAAAUACCAAUUUUACGAGAAAGAUGGAUUUUAAUAUAUACCACGACAGUAUUAAUACAAAUCUUAUUGAAAAUUCGACCUUAAUAGAAGGACAUACAAAUCAUCCAUGAAAGUGUUUGUCCAUAUCUCUUUUGUCUAUCCG
[Torrubiella] hemipterigena is the source of this 915-nucleotide messenger RNA. The record is from the annotation of a GenBank genome assembly. Lineage: Eukaryota; Fungi; Ascomycota; Sordariomycetes; Hypocreales; Clavicipitaceae.